Sphaeroforma arctica JP610 is the source of this 157-nucleotide messenger RNA. RefSeq lists its product as hypothetical. The annotation marks the transcript as partial. NCBI's taxonomy places the organism in Eukaryota, Ichthyosporea, Ichthyophonida. The record is from RefSeq and is a predicted model, not a curated record. The transcript has a single exon.
AUGGGUGAUCAAAUGGAGGUGGACACGCCCACAAAUGUGGUCCAGGCUGGGAAGUCGAGUGUGCAAGCUUUAUUGCACCCUUUGGUUCUGAUCGAUGUGGCAGACCACGUCAAUAGGUUCAGACUGCAAAGCACGCCUAAGGAUACCUUCACGGCAG